This is a messenger RNA of Xenia sp. Carnegie-2017, 1466 nucleotides long. Its product is annotated as counting factor 60-like. Gene Ontology annotation, molecular function: phosphatase activity. Gene Ontology annotation, biological process: dephosphorylation. The transcript is spliced from 9 exons. NCBI's taxonomy places the organism in Eukaryota, Metazoa, Cnidaria, Anthozoa, Malacalcyonacea, Xeniidae. The record is from RefSeq and is a predicted model, not a curated record. The coding region runs from base 114 to 1331 and encodes 405 amino acids.
AUUGACGUCACGACACCAUAGAAAUUUAAUCUGUAAACUGAUCUGGUUCAGGCACAGCUUGCAUCGAAUCGCGUCUCGAGUUGGUUGAUAGUUUCUUCAAAACGCUUUUCAAAAUGAACGUUUUGGUAGUUUUAGCUGGAUUUGGAAUUUUAACAUUAUGUCAUUGUCUUGCUGACAUACCGCCGUAUUGUGGCGCUGAGAUGAAGGAAUAUGUGGCAGUCAAAGAGGGCACCUUGCGUCAAGUUCACAUGAUUACAAGACAUGGAGACCGAAUUCAAGCCAAUGCUGGUGAAUGUUGGAAAGGCGAUACUUAUACAUGGGAUUGCCUUCUUACUGAGGCUGUUACACCCACCAUAAAUCGUGCUCAACAAUAUCUACGCGUCGAGAGGUUGUAUAGAAAAGUCUACUAUACCGGACGUGAAGAAAUUCCUGGAAAUUGUGCUCUGGGGCAACUGACGAGUAUUGGCUUCCACCAACAUUUAAGACUUGGAGAGAAAAUAAGAAGUAUCUACGUUAAAAGCGGAUUUCUUUCACCAAACUUCUCCUCCGUUGAACAUCGUGUUCGUAGCACUGUUGUGUAUGUUCCUCCAUUCCAACCAGUAGAAGGACGACCUGGAAUCAUGGACAUUAACACAAUGGAUGGAACUUAUGAAAACAUGUACCCUAACCCAAAACUUUGUCCCAAAAGCCAAGAAUACUUAACAGCCUUUUUCGAGUCAGCUAGUUUCGUGCGACACUAUGAAACCGUCAGUUUCCCGUUGGUAAAGGAGCUUCGAAUUGCUCUUCGUGACCCUAGUUUUAACUACCAAGAUAUUUUCAAGUUGUUUGAUUGUCUGAAUGUCUACAAAUGUCACAAGAUCGAUACGCCAUCAGCAAUUACACCAGAAUUGUACCAAAGGAUUGUGGAUGAAGCAACUUACGUGUUCUAUAAUAUGUACUCCUACCCAACCAUACAGGAAGCUUCCAAAGUUGGAAUUGGAUUCUUCAUUAAAGAGCUCGACAAAGAAAUUGCUAUGUUGAUGAGUGGCGAGUCCAAAUUUAGAUUCAUUUUGUAUUCUGGCCAUGAUAUCACCCUCAUGACUUUAUUGUUGGCCUUCAACAUCAGUGAUGGCGUAUGGCCACCGUAUGCAUCACAGUUUGUAGUUGAAAUCUACGAAAUGGAUAACAAAGAAUUUUAUUUGAGGAUUCUUUACAAUGGAAAGGCGAUGAAACUACCCUUCUGUAACGAUCAAGAAUUGUGUGACAUUGUUAAAGUUGUGAAACCGUACAUUGACAACUUUGAACCGGAGAGCGUUGAAAAAAAUUGCAAAUCCAGCGAAAAGAAAAUAUGAACUUUUAUACUUCUAAACUGGGGACUUCGAAAACGAAAUGAUUAAUGGACGAACUAUUAGUUGAUUUUACAAAAGAUGAUUCAAAAUUAUACUAAUUUUUCUCGGGAAAAUAAAAGGAAUUAAACUCAUUUAAAA